Microtus ochrogaster (prairie vole) is the source of this 4273-nucleotide messenger RNA. It is a transcript of the gene Ccdc177, whose product is annotated as coiled-coil domain containing 177. The transcript has 3 exons. Lineage: Eukaryota; Metazoa; Chordata; Mammalia; Rodentia; Cricetidae. The record is from RefSeq and is a predicted model, not a curated record. Bases 325 to 2313 code for a protein of 662 amino acids.
GUAGAGGUGGAGAUGGAUGCAGCGGCGAGGAAACCCAGCUUCCUUUUUUAAGAAUCAGUGUGAGCAAGGGAGCAGAGCCACGUUAUUUUGGGGAGACUUUGUCGCACUCCCCCCCUCCCCGGGGUAGGUAGCAUCUGGGAAGUGUGCGCCCUGUUCGUAAUCCCCCAUGGAGAGACGCUGGCUGCUGCAGCCGGCAGUAACCCGACCCCGCCGGCGCAGGGACUGAAGAGGCACCGGGGAAGGCAGCGAGAGGUGAACAAAAGCCCUCGGCGUGGGGGCCGGAGCCCGGACCUGGGGGACUCCAACAAAGGACGAGACUCAGCUAUGGUGGACCCGGUGCCAGAAGAGGAGAAAGAGGGAGAGGAGCCUGGUGGCUCAGAAGGGGAUGGGGCCACAGCGUCCGUGCCCCCAGAUGCCCAGGGAGUUGCCCAACAGCCUGCUGCCUCCUCAGCCUCAGCCGCAGCGCCCCGCAAGGCCGAGGUCCCCUGCGGGGCAGAAGGUGGGCGUCGGGAGCAGUCCCCGCUGCUGCACCUCGAUCUCUUCAACUUCGCCUGCCCCGAGGCCGAGGGCAGCCGCUAUGUCCUGACCAGCCCCCGCUCGCUGGAAGCAUGUGCCCGCUGUGCGGUCAAGCCAGUGGAGCUGCUGCCCCGGGCCCUGGCGGACCUGGUGCGCGAGGCCCCAGGCCGCUCCAUGCGCGUGGCCACGGGCCUGUACGAGGCCUACGAGGCCGAGCGGCUCGCCAAGCUGCAGCAGUGCCGUGCUGAGCGCGAGCGCAUCAUGCGCGAGGAGAAGCGGCGCCUGUUCACACCCAAGGGCCAGGCUGCAGCCCAGGCCCCGGCCUCGGCCUCGGCGCUGAGCGCGGGCAGCAGCAGCAGCUGCAGCAGCGGCAGCAGCCUCCCGGCCUCGCCCGCAUCGCGGGUAACUCGAAGGACUUCACCCAGUCCCCCAGCCAGGACUCGACCUCCACCAGCCACUGCUCGGACAGGUAGGAAGAGCCACUCGCUGGACUCACUGUCCCGCCGGCGGGACGGUGCCCUCAGCUCCGAAUCCGGCGCCUCGUCCUCGGGGUCUUACAGCGGGGAAAGCCUGCGGGAGCUUCGCUGGCCACCUCGAGCUUCCGCCAGGCACAGCUACCCUGCGGGGUCCGCGUCGUCUGCACCCAACCCCCUGGGCCGCCCUUCGGCUCUCGAUCUGGCGCCACUCACAGCCCGCAGCUUCAGCCUCGGCGACCUGAGCCACUCGCCGCAGACCGCUCAGCACGUGGAGCGCAUCGUGCGCCAAGUGCGCGCAGAGCGAGGCCUGCGCGGGGUCCCCGAGCGCGACCGCAAGAUCGCCGCCCUCAUGCUGGCCCGACACCAGGAGGAGCGCCUGCUGCUGGAGCAGCGCGCCGCCGCCCACGGCCAGUGGGAGCAACAGCGCGUGCGCGCCGAGCAGCGGCGGGAGCGCGAGGAGCGCGAGAAGCAGCGCCGGCGGCGGGAGCUGGCGGAGCGCCAGGGCCUGCUGCGGCGGGAGAGGGCGGAGCGCGCGGCACGCGACGACCGGCAGCGCAAGCUGCAGCAGGAGCAGAAUCUGAAGCAGCGCGAGGAGGGCCUGCAGGAAGGGCGGGAGCGCGCCGAGCUGGCCCGCCGGGAGCGCGCCCAACGGGCGGCGCGGGCCAAGCAGCGCCAGGAGGGGCAGCUGCGGCGGGAGAAGCGGGAGCUGAGCCGGGCCGAGCGGGCCCGCCACGAGGCGCUGCUUCGAGGCCGGGUCCGGCAGCAGCACGAGGAGCGGGAAGGCCUGCGGAGCUCCCUGGAGGCCAGCUUGGGCCGCGCGCAGGAGAACUACGAGCAGCUGCAGGAGCAGCGCGCCCGGGAGCUUCGGGAGCGAGCCCGGAAGGAGGAGCUGCAGGGUCGGCGGGCUAAGGAGGCGGCCGAGCGCAAAGAGCGCGAGCAUCAGGCGCACUUGGAGGCGCUGGCGCGGGCCGGCGAACGACGGCUGCAGCACGCUGCGCAGGUGGCCGAAGAGGCGGUGCAGCAGAAAGCCCGGCGCGUGGUUCAGACUCGCCUGGAGAAGGAGAGGACCCAGCGAGCCAACAAGGAGAAGGUGGAGCGCGACGAAGACUGCCGCCGCCGGGAGCUGCUGCAGGCCAUCGGGCGCAAGCUGGAGCGCAGCGAGCAGCUGUCUCGGGAGAGGCGAAGCGCGCUGGAGAGCGCUCGCUCCACAGCCCGGGCCUCCUUCCACGUGCGGGAGAAGGUGCGGGAGGAGACCAACACGCGCUCAUUUGACCGCAUGGUGAGAGAGGCCCAGCUACAUGCCAGCCUGGACCGUAAAUGACAGCUGCCUUGUGUGCAGGCCAUACUGCUUUAUAGAGCCAGGCGGGGCCUCCCUUAGCCUCUUGGACCAAACUCUAGGCAUCUCCAGUCCGGGGGCCAUACCAUGAACUCCCCAGACUAAUGAACCAUGAGACAAUGAGAAGCCAGACGUGGUACUUUUCCGUCUGCCACCGUUGCUUUACAGACUUACAUCGUUUGGAAAUGACAUGGCACAAUUUACCCACAUCCACCUGUGUCUUUGGGUUGGAAUAGAAAAUAGCUGGGGAGGGAGAGGGUCCCCCUAGGAGAGAGCACAGAGGUGAAUGUUGGGUUCUCUGCCACAGGUGUCAGUUUCUUGGACAUCUUUCUGACAUUUGUGUCUAAGAUGACUUUCACUUACAGCAGCUGAGGAGAUAUAGCCCAGACUCACCUCUCUCUUCCAAAAUACAAGUUGCACAGAACUUAAAGUCUCCCAAGAAAGCACAGCUCUUCGAAGAUGUUAGUUCAUGCACAAAUGAUCACAAAAGCUAUGGUUUUGAGCACUGGACUGUUAAUGGGACACCUGAACAAAUUCUCCUGCUCCCAUAAUCUUUUUCAGUUGAGUCCCUAGGCUUUCUAGUUAGACAAUCAUCUGCAGAUAAUAAUCAUUUAUUCUCCCACGUGGCAUGGGAAAUGGGUCAGAUUGGUGAUGCUGUUUGGCUUUCAUGGAAGCCCUCCAUCCCCUCACCUCCCCGGAGGCGGUGGUUUCCUUAGGCAGCAGUGGUCCACCCCGUGAGGCUUCCGUGGAUGGUGAUGUAGUUCAGUGGAGGCAGUGUCUGAUGGCCACGUCCCUGUGUGGGGCCAGCUCCUGCAGACAGAAGCUAUUGCCUUACGAAGCAGAGCUACCUUCUGUGCCUGCCCAGGCCACUCUUGCCUAAAGCUCCAGCCUUGAAUUAAGUCCCAAGGGUGAAACCCUGAGGAAUCUGGAGUGCGUAGGAUUCCCUCUGUGAAAUAGUUCAGUGCCCGGAGGACAAUUUAGCAUCCUUGGCUGCGUGGCUGUGGCGACUGAAGGGCUAGAAUUGCCUCUGCGUUGCGUUGUGCUGGCGUUGGCAGGGUAUCACUCUUCCCUAGGAAAGUAAGAGUCUUCCCUCUUUAAAUUCCUGGUACUCUCUCAUUUAUACCUGAAGUAUUUAAUCAGUCUCUUGGUGCCUCACCUUUCCCAUCUGCCAGAUGGGGCCCUCAGAACUCUUCUGGUACCUCAAGGUCUCCUGGAUCCAAAGCACCACUACAGUGUUGUUCGUUGGUCUCCGUUGUGCCUUUCUUGACCUGGAGUUGGGAGGCAGGAGGACUGCUUUGAGCCUAGUUUGUUUCUGGUAAUAUGGGUUCCUGGCAUUAGACAGGGUAGUUCAUCACAGAGAGAUGAUCAUCUAGUGUGUGAGGUGUGUGUGUGUGUGUGUGGUGUGCACGUGUGUGGCGGAGGUACUUGCAAUGCCAAGCCACUUCCUGGUCAGAAGGUUGUUAUCACUAGGCAAUUUUAACCCAUACAGUGCUCCUUCCACGAAGCUGAAACUGACCCCACUCUUACCCGCCUCUCCGUUGCGUCUUCACCAGGGAAAGUGAAAAGUCAACCAACCCUUUUUGCAUUAAUCAAGGUCAGGAAGUAAAAAAAAAAGUACCAAAAAGACAGGAAUCAGGGUAGAGAUGUCCUGCGUUAGAUGUGUUUUGUGUGUGUUCUGCUGGCAGAGUCAUCCCUAAAGUGACAGGUUAUUGCCCACACCCCUCAUCGGCCCUACCCCAUCACAUGCUAAGAGUAGUCUUGUGUCGCAGACAGCCAUGCUUAGGUGUCACGUGUGAGAUAAUGUGAAACCCGGAAAGGAGCUAUGUACCAAGGUUUGUUUCUUGAAUGGGUGGUUUUCCCCUUACAUUCCCUUCUUGUCGGGGAGCUAUAAUAACUGGUGUUAUCUCUGAGACAGGAGCAUUUACUAAAAAGUGAAUGUGACUAU